Molecule: messenger RNA, 1672 nt
Organism: Melanaphis sacchari
Lineage: Eukaryota; Metazoa; Arthropoda; Insecta; Hemiptera; Aphididae
Product: gastrula zinc finger protein XlCGF71.1-like
Exons: 2
Coding region: 842-1612 (256 amino acids)
Biological process (GO): regulation of transcription by RNA polymerase II
Molecular function (GO): DNA-binding transcription factor activity; RNA polymerase II cis-regulatory region sequence-specific DNA binding
Source: RefSeq, a predicted model, not a curated record
CACGACGAACUGAUAUUGUUAUUGCCCUAUUCGGUCGGUGAUAGGUGGUUGAUAGCGGACGGACGCCAGGACGCUGGGACACGUCACGGACCGCCGCCAUCGCGCACGUCCAGAAUCGCGGCGAUAUUCUGUUCACCGCGGCGGCGGCGCUAUACCGGCAGAGCCGCGGCAGCUAUCGAACGGCGUCCGAUUGUCCGCCGCCGCGCCACAGUCGCCCCAGCCAUCGAUUAAUAAUAGUAAUAAUGAUAUUGUUAUUAAUCAUUCCGAUUGAUGUUUUCCAAUAUCGUCGUCUCCCGUAGACCGAUCCGCGGUAUUAUUAUUAUUAUUAAUACAGUGCGUUAUUAACAUUAUUAUUAUUAUUAUUAUUAUUAUUAUUAUUAUUAUUAUCGUUGUGCGGGUUGCGCGGAUCACAUGGUUUAAGUUCCACGAUAACGGUUAUCAUCGUCCGUCGUGUCCAUUACGAUUGUGUCGCAGCGGUGUUGUUGUUGUUGUCCUACCGUAGCACAAAGCCCGUGUCUUGUAAUUAUUAUUGUCGUUGUCGCCGCGUCCGUCUGGCGUAAUAAUAUCUUACGUUCUGCGGUGUCUCCGGUUAUCCGUCGCGCGCCCGUACUCUACGUCGUCACGUCCGUGUUCCGGUCAUCGGCGCUGUGCGCUACGAAGUGGUCCACGUCUUGGGUGUUGCGUUCAUCAGUGGCGUCCGUCGUUGGGGCCGCCGCGGACGGCGUCGUCACCUCGACGAUCUUCGGCAGUCUACAGCAAACCGUUCUCGUUGGGGGCGGCACGUACACAACAAGUGGCCGACUUCCGGUGCGCAGACCAGAUACUCUCGCGAAACACGUGCAUGAGGUCUCAAACUGGAAAGAAGCCAUUUCCAUGUAAGAUCCAUUCAAAUUUUUCAUGGUUAAUGUCAAAUUUAAAUGUACACAUGAGUUCUCGCACGGGAGAGAAACCAUAUACAUGUGAAGUUUGCUCUAAAUCAUUUACUUUAAACCAGCAACUCAUUACUCAUAUGAGGUCUCAUACAGGAGAGAAGCCUUUUUCAUGUGAGGUUUGUUUAAAACCUUUCUCUACAAAUGGCAAUUUAAAAAUACACAUGAGGUCUCACACAGGAGAGAAACCGUUCUCAUGUGAUGUCUGCUUAAAAACGUUUACGCUAAAUCAGCAACUAAUUACUCACAAAAGGUCUCACACUGGAGAGAAGCCAUUUUCCUGUGAGGUCUGUCUAAAAUGCUUUUCUACAAAUGGCAAUUUGAAAGUUCAUAUGAGAUCCCACACAGGAGAAAAACCAUUUUCAUGUGAGGUCUGUCUAAAAUCAUUUACUCUUAACCAGCAACUAAUUACUCACAUGAAGUCACACACGGGAGAGAAAUCGUUUUCAUGUGAGGUAUGUCUAAAAUCAUUUCCUGUUAACGGUUCAUUAAUCAAACACAUGAGAGUCCAUGCAGAUAAGAAGCCGUUUUCUUGUGAUCCAUGUAAAAAAUGUUUUCCCCAAAACGGUCAGCUUGUAUCACAUACAAGAAUUCAGGAAGACCCAAGAAUGCUUGAGGAUAAUGCUAAUUGUAUGAUGUCGACUUAUAAAAAGUCCUUUAAUUUAAACAGUAAUAUUUAUUAAUUGACUGUUCAAAACAAUAAAUUGUCUUAAAUAUAAGUUUUCAACAUCUAAUAAAAAUAA